ACAGAAAUCAAAUCUUUAGAAACAAAUAAUACACAAAUUUGAGGGAUAAAGUAAAGAAUUGGAUGGCUGUAUUCCAUGCAACGUGGCAACCUCUUAUUCCUGUGAAUCAAUCUCUUAGCCAAUCAACCAAACAUACCUGAAAAACAGAAUCAAAUGAACUACUGUUUCUUUCUUCCUCUUUCUUCUUCUUCUUCUUCUUAUUCUUCUUCUUCUUGAAGAGAAGAAAAGAUUAGAAUUAUGGGUCUUUUAUCAUCUCCAUUCCAAGGUUUCACCUCAACUUCAAUGGCAGCAACAAGAAACUCACCUUCUUCUCAUACAGCAGAAAUCUUAUCAACUUCUCACUUGCCUCAUCACAAGACUAGCUUGUCAUUCCAUGGAAACCAUUCCAAUGCAACAAGUUUCUUCCGGCUAGCUUUAUCUCACCCGAACAGAAUCCGGCAUGGAUGGCGAGUGCGAGUGCUACCGCUGACCGAAGAGAAUGUAGAGAUGGUGUUGGAUGAGGUGAGGCCAGGCUUGAUGGCAGAUGGAGGGAAUGUAGCUCUCCAUGAAAUAGAUGGCCUUGUGGUUGUAUUGAAACUUCAAGGUGCUUGUGGUUCUUGUCCAAGUUCAACCAUGACUUUGAAGAUGGGGAUCGAAACCCGCUUGAGGGAUAAGAUACCGGAGAUAUUUGCCAUUGAGCAGAUUAUUGAUACCGAGACCGGGCUUGAACUCAAUGAGGACAAUGUCGAAAAGAUUCUUGCGGAGAUAAGGCCAUAUCUCGCAGGCACUGGUGGGGGUGUGCUUGAGCUUGUGGAGAUUAAUGACUAUGUCGUGAAGGUUCGAUUGUCAGGGCCGGCUGCAGGCGUGAUGACGGUCCGUGUAGCUCUUACACAGAAAUUGAGAGAAAAGAUACCUUUGAUUGCUGCUGUUCAGCUUAUAGAGUAGUUCAAUAAUCUCUUGUGAUCUUCUUGUUUUGACCAAGAACUAGAACACAAACAUCGAAUCAAAGAUAGUGAGAUUGUUUAUAUUCA
Molecule: messenger RNA, 1010 nt
Organism: Dioscorea cayenensis subsp. rotundata (Guinea yam)
Lineage: Eukaryota; Viridiplantae; Streptophyta; Magnoliopsida; Dioscoreales; Dioscoreaceae
Product: nifU-like protein 3, chloroplastic
Exons: 4
Coding region: 238-924 (228 amino acids)
Biological process (GO): iron-sulfur cluster assembly
Cellular component (GO): mitochondrion; chloroplast stroma
Molecular function (GO): iron ion binding; iron-sulfur cluster binding
Source: RefSeq, a predicted model, not a curated record